This is a messenger RNA of Equus quagga, 2970 nucleotides long. It is a transcript of the gene ZNF205, whose product is annotated as zinc finger protein 205. Lineage: Eukaryota; Metazoa; Chordata; Mammalia; Perissodactyla; Equidae. The transcript has 8 exons. Gene Ontology annotation, molecular function: DNA-binding transcription repressor activity, RNA polymerase II-specific; RNA polymerase II cis-regulatory region sequence-specific DNA binding. The coding region runs from base 893 to 2797 and encodes 634 amino acids. Gene Ontology annotation, biological process: negative regulation of transcription by RNA polymerase II. The record is from RefSeq and is a predicted model, not a curated record.
CCUGUGGGCUGGUCCAGGGGCCAGUUGUGCCUGUCUGACAGGGUGAAGGGGAUACAUUUCAGAGGACUCUGCUGGGCUGAAGGUGGUGGGCGUGGGAACUUUUCCUGGAGGAACUUUCCUGGAAAGGACUCCAGGGCUGGGCCCCCAACCCUUUCCUGACACCCAUCCCCCAUGCCCUGCUCUGCAGAAAUGGGUUCCUCACCCCAGAAAGUGAAGUGCAGCCUCUGUCCUCCCGUUUUGGAGGCCUUAGUUCUCAGAGUCUGAAGGGAAAACGGAGACUGAGAGGUGGAAUAUGAAGCCGCCAGGUGUGUCUGAGGUUCUGGGACCCCACGGAGAGCUGAUCAGACACUUUUACCCUUGCUAUCCCCAGCCUUGAGAAGGAGCUGGGGGAGGGGGUCUAGAAAAUCAGAUUGAUCCCACGUCUUUCCGAGGUGUGGGGCAUGGAGGAGUCGGGAUAUAGGGGAGUUCCCGGGCCUCUCUGUUUCCUGAGUUCACUCCUAGGGAGAGAGAACUCUGCGCCAGUCUUGGGGGAAACCCAGAGGACCUGCUGACUGGCCUGGGGGCCUUAACUGAAAUCCAGGGGCAUCUCCAUGGAGACACCAUAAGACCUUCAGAAGCCCUGUGUGCUGAAAAGGACCAUGGAGCCCUCUGCCCAGCAAGGUGCCCUUCGUCCUGUGAGGACAGCUGCAAUGCUCUCUUUGAAACAUGAAAUAUCAAAGUCCUUCUACAAAAUGUAUUUUCCCAUUUUGGCCCUCCUGCUUUGCUAGUCUCAAGAGUAUGAGCAGGCAAUGCGGAUCUGGGAGUCACCUCCCCGCCGAGAGCAGGUGCAGCCAGGCUCGGGACCCCCGACCCGGAACCCUUGAAGCCGGGAACCCUAUAGGGCUGCAGCUGCAUGGGGAACGGGAUCUGGGAGGGACUUCCUGUUGUCCCUAAUCCCAGUCUCCACCCGGCUCCCGGCGCCCGUGCAGGCUGUGGAGACUCCCUUCCCCGGGGAGGGGACCCCACUACCCGAGGCUCCUGGCUGGGAGCUGGAGGGGGCUUGGCCAACAAGAGGGUGCUGUGCUUUCUAGGUCUGAGAGAGAAAAUGUCUGCAGAUGGCAGAGGCAUCCGGGCUACCCAGGACAAGAAGAAGGCCCAAGAGCUUCCAGGUCCUAGGCAUCUUUGUCAAGAAAUGCUUUCUGAGGCAGAGGAGGUGGUGCCUUUGGGAGCCACUCGAGAGUCACCCCACAUCAAGAUGGAGCCAGAAGAGCAGCACCCCGAGGUGGUGUUGCAGGAGGACGGGACCCAAGGAGCUCGGGGCUCGGUGCCCCUAAGCCUAGGCUCUAAGGAGAAAGCUCUUUUCCUGCCUGGCGGAGCCCUCCCCUCCCCCCAGAUCCCUGUGCUUUCCCGUGAGGGGAGGACCAGAGACCGGCAGAUGGCUGCGGCGCUCCUCACCGCCUGGUCCCAGAAAAGCCAUCCUUGUGUGGCUGUCCCGCCUCACCAUCAGACCCGAGGGCAGGCAUCACUCAGGGCGAUGCCAGUGACCUUUGAGGAUGUGGCUCUGUACCUCUCCCGGGAGGAGUGGGGGCGGCUGGACCACACGCAGCAGAGCUUCUACAGGGAUGUCCUGCAGAAGAGGAACGGGCUGUCCUUGGGGUUUCCCUUCGGCAGACCUGUCUGGGCCUCCCAAGUGCAGGGCAAGGGCGAGGCCUCGAGCUCGUGCCGGCAGACAGAUGAGGAGGAGAAGAGAGGAGCCAUUGAGGUGGGGAAGGAGGAGCCAGCUCCAUCCCUGGCAGCCCUCAGGGAUGUGAAGGCCCUCAGGACCAGGGCAGGGAGAGCCCAGGGAGACAUCCUUCAGUGCAGGCGGCAAGCAGCUAACAGCCAGAGCCCAGGGCCAGCCAAAAAUGACGGGCAGCCAGGCCCCCCAGAGGAGAGACAGCCAAAACCAGCCCCACCUGACACCAGCCUCCUGAAGGCCCAGGAGGGCCACCUCCCAGAGAAACCCAAAGAAGGGGAGACAGGUGCCCCCGAGAACAGCGAGGAGAGCCUGCCCGCCGAUGGCGACACCAGCAAGAAGACCUACAAGUGUGAGCAAUGUGGCAAGGGCUUCAGCUGGCACUCGCACCUGGUGACGCACCGGCGCACGCACACGGGCGAGAAGCCCUACGCCUGCACGGACUGCGGCAAGCGCUUCGGCCGAAGCUCGCACCUCAUCCAGCACCAGAUCAUCCACACGGGUGAGAAGCCCUACACCUGCCCCUCCUGCUGGAAGAGCUUCAGCCACCACUCGACACUGAUCCAGCACCAGCGCAUCCACACAGGCGAGAAGCCCUACGUGUGCGACCGCUGUGCCAAGCGCUUCACCCGCCGCUCGGACCUGGUCACCCACCAGGGCACCCACACGGGCGCCAAGCCCCACAAGUGCCCCAUCUGCAGCAAGUGCUUCACGCAGAGCUCGGCCCUGGUCACCCACCAGCGCACCCACACCGGGGUCAAGCCCUACCCGUGCCCCGAGUGCGGCAAGUGCUUCAGCCAGCGCUCCAACCUCAUUGCCCACAACCGCACGCACACGGGCGAGAAGCCCUACCACUGCCUCGACUGCGGCAAGAGCUUCAGCCACAGCUCGCACCUCACUGCCCACCAGCGCACCCACCGUGGCGUCCGGCCCUACUCCUGCCCCCUCUGCGGCAAGAGCUUCAGCCGGCGCUCCAACCUGCACCGGCACGAGAAGAUCCACACCACUGGGCCUAAGGCCCUGGCCAUGCUGAUGCUGGGGGCUGCGGGUGCUCUGGCAGCCCCCUCACCUGCUCCCACCUAGGAGGUGGGGAGAGAAGGGGCUGGGCCCCUGGAGGAGGAGCAAGGGCAGCUGCUGUUGGAAUGAGGGUGGGUGUAGGAACAGGAUUGGGGAGGUGCUGGCACGGGGUGGGGCAUGGCAACACAGGACAAGCUAGGGUGAGGAGCAGAGAUGCCAGCUGCAAAUUAAAGGCCUUG